Pungitius pungitius (ninespine stickleback) is the source of this 1457-nucleotide messenger RNA. It is a transcript of the gene mbd4, whose product is annotated as methyl-CpG binding domain protein 4. Gene Ontology annotation, cellular component: nucleus. Gene Ontology annotation, molecular function: catalytic activity; DNA binding. NCBI's taxonomy places the organism in Eukaryota, Metazoa, Chordata, Actinopteri, Perciformes, Gasterosteidae. The record is from RefSeq and is a predicted model, not a curated record. Gene Ontology annotation, biological process: DNA repair.
UCCAUUACGGCCACAAUGGAAUGAUCAUGUCAGGUAAAGGAUCCAGCAAUGGCUGCUGAUCUGGGAGGAAAAGAACACCCCGGCUGUGAUACCGGCAACAACAACCAAAGUCCCAGACGUGAUGACAUCCUCGCUGCGUCCACGCUGCCCUUUGGCUGGAGCAGAGAGGUCCGGCAGCGGAAAGCAGGCAAGACAGCGGGCAAAGUGGACAUCUACAUUACAAGUCCCGGAGGGCAGAGGUUCCGCUCCAGAGCGUCCCUGCUCGCCUUCCUCCUCAAGGAUGGAGAAGGGAGCGUAGACAUGAAACUCUUUGGUUUCACCGCAUCCAAGGACGACGUGGCCCCCCCGUCACAGGCCUCCAAAGGGAAACGCAGGGGGAGACAGAAAAGACACUCAAAUGGACAACAGGGGACAGCGGAGGAGCCGCCUCCUCCAAAUGAACCCGAGAGAACCGCCUCCUCCCCCAGGAGGGAUGCUGAAGACGGAGGAGCCGUUCCUCCCACUGCGCAGGAGGAGGAGGAGGAGGGAGUGGGACCGCGGGAGACUCCUCAGCGGGGCGGUCGGCUGAGGGCCAAGCUGCAUGGGCCCCCCCCCUACGGUGAGCGACAAGACCCUCCCGAAGCUCAGAUGGACGAGGAGGCCGACUCGAGGCCCUCCGUCCCGGCGCUGAGGGGUGACCCCCCCGCUCAAGGCGAGGACGGGCGAGGGACCGAUCCUGAGCCGGAGGUCGGAGGUCAUCGGGGUGAGGGAAAGGAGGGGCUGUCACCCGCCACCCCUGGGGGGAGUCGCACACCGAGGAGUAAGUCCAAAGUUGACAAACGGAAAACCAGCCCCUACUUCAGCAGGAAGCCCUUCAGAGAAGGCCUCAGCCCCCCCAGGAGGAAGGCCUUCAGGAAGUGGACGCCGCCUCGCUCGCCCUACAACCUCGUGCAGGAGACCCUCUUCCACGACCCCUGGAGGCUCCUCGUGGCCACCAUUUUUCUCAACAAGACCAGUGGCAAGAUGGCCAUACCGGUGCUGUGGCAGUUCUUUGAGCGUUACCCGUCUGCAGAGGCGACCCGCCGGGCCGACUGGAGGCCCCUCUGUGACCUCAUGAAGCCACUCGGCCUGAACGAGCUGAGGGCCAAGACGCUCGUGCGCUUCUCUGACGAGUACGUGAGCAAACCGUGGCGCUACCCCGCCGAGCUGCACGGCAUCGGGAAGUACGGCAACGACUCGUUCAGGAUCUUCUGCGUGGAGGAGUGGAGAGAGGUGAAACCGGAAGAUCACAUGUUGAACAAAUACCACGCCUGGCUGUGGGAGAACCACGGGACACUCGGAAUGUGACAAGACCACAAUCAAAAACUCGUUACUUUGGUUUUAAGAUGAAGCCGAUACGUAAAACUCCCUUUAAAAUCAUGCUGUGAUCUCACUGCUUCCUUUAACUUUCUCAUGUGUAAUAAACUGUUUUAAGUGCU